UCUCUCUCUCUCGCUCAGUAUAAGGUGACCUGCUCCAGCUCUGAUCCUCCAUAAAACUGAACUGAGCUCUAUGAGCUAUACACUCUCCCCAGCUCUCCUUGGAUUUAACUCUGGAUUUCUAACCUGUGACUCAAUUCACUGACCAAGAGGUGAAAGAGGCCGAUACAAAGACAGCCGGUCAGUCAGUCAGUGGAGUGCUGAAACUGCUUGCUGCGUGCUGGCUUGACAUUUUUGCCGGAUUAAUACUUAGAUUCUCUCUUUGUUUGUUUGGUUGUUUAUUUUUUAAUCUGGUUAAAGUGGUACUUAACAGGACUUGUGGGAAAUGUAUUCUUUAAGGAGUGUAAGGAUGCACACUGCUAUGGGUGCUUUAUUACUGAUCCUCUGCGCUGCUGGAAAAGUGGCGGGUGGCUGUUCCGGGCCGUGUUCCUGCCCCCCGUCUCCUCCUUCCUGUCCGCUGGGAGUGAGCUGGGUGCUGGAUGAGUGCGACUGUUGUAAGGUGUGUGCGCAGCAGUUUAACCAGGACUGCGGCCCAGACAAACCCUGCGACCACAUCAAGGGCCUGCGCUGCCACCUAGGGGCCGGAGGAGACCCGCAGCGUGGCCUGUGCAGAGCUGAUGCCCAGGGUCGUCCGUGUGAGUUCGGCGGCCGCGUGUUUCAACAUGGUGAGGACUUCCAGCCCAGCUGUGAGCACCAGUGCAGCUGUAUGGAUGGUGUAGUGGGCUGCAUGCCCCUCUGUCCCCACCACCUGCCCCUACCUGCUGGGCACUGUGCCAACCCACGCCUUCACACCCCGCCUGGACGCUGCUGUCAGGAAUGGGUGUGUGACGAUGACAACCGCAUCAGCGAAGACCCCCACGAUACCCAACACUCACAACUCCACACCAACCACAUCAGUAAACUGCUGCAGACACCCAGUGGCCACCAGGGCAGAGGAGAAGGCUUCCAAGAGUGGGCAUCACUGCCCGUAUCUCAAGUGCCCAUCCCUUCCUCCAAGUGCUUCCCACAGACCACAAAGUGGACCCAGUGCUCCGCCUCCUGCGGCUUUGGAAUCUCCAGCCGUGUGACCAAUGGAAACCCGCAGUGCAAACUCGUCCGAGAGACGCGUCUGUGCCAGAUUCGAGAGUGUGACAUCACCCCAAAUGUCAGGAAAGGCAAGAAAUGCAAACGGACAGUGAAGUCCCGAGAGCCUGAGCACAUCACUUUUGCGGGCUGCAGUACGGUCGAGCGCCUCCUGCAGCGGACGUGUGGCUCUUGUGCGGAUGGCCGGUGCUGCAGGCCAUCACAGACCCGAACGGUCCACCUACGCUUUCACUGCCCCGACGGAGAGAGCCUCACACGCAGCGUCAUGUGGAUCCAGCGCUGCCGCUGCAGCAAGAGCUACUGCAGCGUGGACAGAGACAGCUCCGCUCCUGCGGUCAGCCUGCACAACGACAUACAUACCUUCUCACCCUGAUCAAACAGAGGAAAACUGGAAUUUACGCAAGUUUCCCUUUACCCAAUGUAAUCAAUCAUUUUUGGGGGUUUGCUUCUUUAGUUUUGCACUGGAGCUAUAAGGCUAAUGUAGCUAACAAGUAAUGGAAGCUUAGCUUAUACUCUGCUAGUUUGCAUCAAACAAACUGCAAACUGCUGCCUAAAUCAUCACACACAUGCCUCAAACCGCAUUGAGUUGUUAAAGGGGCGUUUAGGCCUAAAACUUGCAUUUAAUAUGUUGUUUGUGUUAUUAAAUAUUCUGUAGUGCAGCACUGCAUCCCUCAGCCUCAUUGGCUUGACAGAACUCACAGUUUUGUCUCCUUUCUGUGUUGCCGUCCAUUAACCCCUUAAAAGGCCAGGGCCCACCAGUGGGCCCAGAGUUUUAUUUCACACUUCUAUAACUUAAGAAUAGCUCAGCCAGUUUGCACUGAAGUCACUGUAAUUACUGAAUAAAUUUCUCUCACUAUAAUAUCCAGCAUGCAUUGCAGAAAUACAUCAUACGACCAAUGGGAAUAACCCAAUUAUGAUAAAAAAGCACUGAUAUGGAGGCUAAAAGGAGGCUGCCUUUAAAACUAAAAUUGCUUAUAGUUUUUCAAAAGUUCCUCCCACCUUCAAUAUACAUCAUCAGAGGGGGGUUUUAACUGUAAAAUCUCCCACUAGAGAUGACUGCAGCACAGUGGUAUACGGCAAAUAGGCAUCUUUACAGCAGAUGUAGCAAUGGUGAAAUCUUUCAAACUGGCCAGAGUGACACUUCAAGACUUGUUUGUGUCGAUCCUGACACUGUAUGACAUUCUGUUAUGUAUAAAAAUGGACAGAAUGGUCAAAAUAUAAGCGUCUACUACUCUUUUUAGCUAGAAUGUGUGUUCAAUUAGUUAGCUACAUUAGCUGAAAAGCUCUGGUGCAAAACUGAAGCUAACAAACAUGUCUAGGCUGAUUGACUACGUUUGGGCUAAGGGGGGGGGGACUGUAAAUUUUCGCUAUUUGCUUGCUAAACUCUAGCUUUCACACAUGCUAAAUCAUGUGUACUCCCUUGUUUAAAAUGAACAGUGGUCAGAGUUGAGUGGUCAGCAGGACUGGAGACACACUCUGACUCCCCUGGUUCAAGACUCUGAAGAUUCCACGCCAUCUCCAUAAACCUUUGCACUUUUCACCGCCACCUUACAAAGAGGUCAUCCUGUCCUGUUUGACUUCAGCCAUCCCGGGAUCAGUU
Messenger RNA from Colossoma macropomum (tambaqui), 2680 nucleotides. RefSeq names its product cellular communication network factor 1, like 2 (gene ccn1l2). The coding region runs from base 323 to 1453 and encodes 376 amino acids. The transcript is spliced from 5 exons. Gene Ontology annotation, cellular component: extracellular region. NCBI's taxonomy places the organism in Eukaryota, Metazoa, Chordata, Actinopteri, Characiformes, Serrasalmidae. Gene Ontology annotation, molecular function: protein binding. The record is from RefSeq and is a predicted model, not a curated record. Gene Ontology annotation, biological process: signal transduction.